Bactrocera latifrons is the source of this 5740-nucleotide messenger RNA. Its product is annotated as titin. Gene Ontology annotation, biological process: cell-cell adhesion. The transcript is spliced from 17 exons. Gene Ontology annotation, molecular function: protein binding. The coding region runs from base 1087 to 5715 and encodes 1542 amino acids. Lineage: Eukaryota; Metazoa; Arthropoda; Insecta; Diptera; Tephritidae. The record is from RefSeq and is a predicted model, not a curated record.
GUGUGAAAAGUGCAAUGAAUUUUGCGAGUGUCGCGGGUAAAUGCAGACGGAUUUUCAAACAAAAAGUAGACUUUUAAAGUCAAAGCCAGCAACAACUAAGGACAACAAUUACAAGGUCACGCAUAAAAUAUUUCUGCUGCCAGCGCUCAAUGUUAAUUAGUGAAGUUUGUGCGAUGCUGGACUAAAAUCAACUUUUGGACAAGUAAAACUAUAAGCAAAUUAUUAUAUUAAAAUAAAAUAUUAUUUGACAAGUCAACAAAGUGAAAAUAAUGCAAAUAAGUACAGCCGAGUUUAUUAAAAGAGUAAAAAGUAAAUAAGUCAUUUUUUAAUAGUGCUUGAGUCGAUCGCUGCGUUUGGUUCUCGUUCGUUUUCUUAUGGCGUUGCUGUAGUUCGUUAUUUUCGCGAAGUUUCUCCACUGCGAAAAGUGAUCGUGUGUGUUAAAUUUUGUGCAGUGCGUAAUUAUGCGUCGUUUGUUUGAUCGGUCAAUGAAAAUCGCGUGUUAAGUAUUUAAUUAAAAUCGUUCAGUUUGUCGGUAGUGUGUCAAUGAUUAGUGUUAUUCAUUAAAAUGUGCUGUGAAAUCGUGUGUGAAAAUAAAUUAGUAUUAAUGAUAGAACUAGUAAUAAAGCAAAAACUAAUGUGCAGACUGACUUUUCAUGAGUGUCCAUGAUGUGAGCUGAUAUAAAGAGAUUUUCGGAGACGAAUAUGUGUUAUUGGGCACUUGAAAGCAUCUAACACUAAGUGGAAACAACUAUUAACUAAAGAUAACAGUUACAUGUUCACCCUGUAAACAUUAUUUGGGUAGCUAAACCUUUGUAGUAAAAACAAAAAGAGAGUGCGUUAAAAAAUUAAGAAAAAAUAUUAAUAUAUUAAUUAUAAAAUACAAAACGCGAAAUUCAAAAAAAAUAAAAAAUUAAGUUAUGUGUGGUUCGGGUUUUUCCGUUUCCUGCUUCGGUUUUCAGUUCGUAAAAUUUAAUAAUUUUUACAUUAUAUCAUAUUACGGAGUCUAUGUUAUUUUAAAGAGUUCGUUUUGCUUGUCGGUAGUGUAUCAGAGUAUUGCAUAGUGUGUAUUUUUCUGCUUUUAUUUUAAUGAAAUAUUGCUAUGGAAUCAUGUGUUAUUGUAAUGCAAUGAGAUUCAGCCAAACCGCAAAUUGGAAAAUUCCGGCCUCAUAUUGGCAAUCAAAAAAAAUCUACAGGCAUACAAAUGGCGAUAAUCCACGCAUUAUCGAACACCCUAUGGAUAUGACAGUGCCAAAAAAUGAUCCCUUCACAUUUAAUUGCAAAGCAGAAGGUGAUCCAACACCAUCAAUACAAUGGUUUAAGGAUGGGCAUGAAUUGAAAACGGAUACGGGCUCACAUCGGCUUAUGUUACCAGCUGGCGGUUUGUUCUUUUUGAAGGUGAUACAUUCACGUCGUGAAAGUGACGCGGGCACGUAUUGGUGUGUGGCAAAAAAUGAGUUCGGUGUGGCACGUUCGCGCAAUGCCACGCUACAAGUUGCAUUUCUACGCGAUGAAUUUCGCCUCGAACCGCAAAAUACACGCGUCGCGCAAGGCGAAGUGGCGCUGAUGGAGUGCGGUGCGCCGCGCGGCUCACCAGAACCGCAAAUUUCUUGGCGUAAAAACGGACAAACAAUGAAUUUAAGCAGCAACAAACGCAUACGCAUAGUCGACGGCGGUAAUUUGGCCAUACAGGAUGCGCGUCAGUCGGACGAUGGGCGUUAUCAGUGCGUGGUGAAAAAUGUGGUGGGGACACGUGAAUCCGCAACGGCGUUUCUAAAAGUGCAUGUGCGUCCAUUCCUCAUACGCGGACCGCAAAAUCAAACCGCCGUGGUUGGCAGCUCGGUUAUCUUUCAGUGUCGCAUUGGUGGUGAUCCAUUACCGGAUGUCCUGUGGCGACGCACCGCUUCGGGCGGAAAUAUGCCAUUACGUCGUGUGCACAUCCUCGAGGAUCGCAGCCUGAAAUUGGAUGACGUUACGCUGGAAGAUAUGGGMGAGUAUAGCUGCGAAGCGGAUAAUGCGGUCGGCUCAAUUACAGCCACGGGCACACUAACCGUACACGCACCACCCAAGUUCAUCACACGCCCCAAAAAUCAACUCGUCGAAGUCGGUGAUGAAGUGCUCUUCGAAUGUCAAGCCAGCGGCUAUCCCAAGCCCACACUCUACUGGUCGGUGGAGGGCAAUAGCUCGCUACUCUUCCCCGGCUACAAAGAUGGACGCAUUGAGGUGACGCUAACGCCCGAGGGUCGUUCGGUACURUCGAUAUUGCGUUUCGCACGCGAAGACUCCGGCAAAGUGGUGGUUUGUAAUGCCUUGAAUGCGGUUGGUAGCGUAAGCAGUCGUACCGUUGUCACGGUGGACACACAAUUCGAAUUGCCACCGCCAAUUAUUGAGUUGGGUCCCGUCAAUCAAACGUUGCCGGUGAAAUCGAUCGUAACGCUGCCGUGUCGCACCAGCGGCACGCCAACACCACAAGUCUCUUGGUAUUUGGAUGGCAUGCCAAUCGAUGUGAACGAGCAUGAGCGUCGCAAUCUCUCCGAAGCGGGCACACUCACCAUUGCCGAUUUGCUGCGUAAUGAAGAUGAAGGCCUGUAYACGUGUGUGGCGAGCAAUCGUAAUGGCAAGUCAUCGUGGAGCGGUUAUCUACGUUUGGAUACGCCAACCAAUCCGAAUAUUAAAUUCUAUCGUGCACCGGAGCUCUCCACACAUCCGGGACCGCCGGGUAAACCGCAAGUUGUGGAGAAGACCGAAGAUUCGGUGACAUUAUCGUGGACGCGCAGCAAUAAGGUGGGCGCCUCCAGUUUGGUCGGCUAUGUGGUCGAAAUGUUCGGCAAGAAUGAGACCGACGGUUGGGUGGCUGUGGGCGCACGCAUACAGAAUACCACCUUCAUGCAGGUGGGCAUGGUGCCGGGCGUUAACUACUUCUUUGUCAUAAGAGCGGAAAAUUCACAUGGCCUGUCGCUGCCGAGUCCGAUGUCGGAGCCGAUUAAUGUGGGCAUGCGUUUCUUCAAUAGCGGCCUGGAUUUGAGUGAAGCACGCGCCAGCCUGUUGUCCGGCGACGUAGUGGAACUAAUUAACGCCAGCAUCGUAGACUCGACAAGCAUGAAAUUGACGUGGCAGAUAAUCAACGGCAAAUACGUGGAAGGCUUUUACAUCUACGCGCGUCAAUUACCAAAUCCGCCAACAAGCACCGCAGCCGCCGGUAAGGAGCGCGGCAGCGCGAAUGCCAAUCCAUUGCUGGCAGCUCGUAGCGGCAGUUCGUCCUCGUCCUCAGCCUCUGCGUCAGCUGACGCUGCGACGGCCGCAUUGAUUUCGGCUAAACCAAAUAUUGCCGCUGCCAGACGUGAUGCGACCGUUAAAAAUGCCGCCACCGCAACCAGCAGCACCACAUAUCGCAUGCUAACGAUAUUGAAUGGCGGUGGCGCCUCCUCCUGCACCAUGACUGGCCUGCUGCAAUAUACGCUAUAUGAAUUUUUCAUUGUACCCUUCUACAAGUCGGUUGAGGGAAAGCCGUCGAACUCGCGUAUUGCACGUACACUCGAAGAUGUCAUCAACGAGACACCAUUCGGCAUGGAAGCUGUGCUAUUGAAUUCCUCAGCGGUAUUUUUGAAAUGGCGAGCACCAGCAAUGAAGCCACAACAUGGCAUCUUACUAUUCUAUCACGUGAUUGUGCGUGGUAUUGAUACGGCGCACAAUUUCUCACGCAUACUAACAAAUGUGACCAUUGACUCUGCCUCACCCACGCUGGUGUUGGCCAAUCUAACGGAGGGCGUGAUGUAUACAGUUAGCGUAGCAGCUGGCAAUAAUGCUGGCAUUGGACCUUAUUGUGCGCCCGCAACGCUGCGCUUGGAUCCAAUAACCAAACGGCUGGAUCCGUUCAUUAAUCAACGCUACCCCAUCAAUCAGGACCAUGUCGACGAUGUGCUCACACAACCUUGGUUCAUUAUUCUGCUCGGCGCCUUUUUGGCCAUGAUGAUGCUCUCACUCGGSGCAAUGGUUUUCAUUAAACGCAAGCACAUGAUGAUGAAACAAUCGGCAUUGAAUACAAUCAGAGGCGCACACCCAACCGAUGUGCUCAAAAUGCCUAGCCUGUCGCGCAACGGUAACGGUUAUUGGUUGGAUGCAUCCUCCGGUGGCAUGGUGUGGCGUACAUCGCCCUCAGGUGACACACUGGAUCUGCAAAAGGAUCAAAUCGCCGACUAUGCACCUGUGUGCCUGACAAAUGGCACUGUUGGCGUGAAUAGCGGUGAAAGCGGCAGUGGUGUGGGCGAACGCAGUCAGCAAAGAUAUGUCGGCGAAUACUCGAAUAUACCCACUGACUACGCGGAAGUGUCCAGUUUCGGCAAAGCGGCCAGCGAGUAUGGCUGCGGUGGCACGCAACGACACGAGACCAGCUCGCCAGCGCCCUACGCUACAUCGGCCAUAUUGAAUGGCGGCGGUCAACACCAGCAGCAACAACAACAGCAGCCGCGUUAUCAGCAACGGCCAGGCGAUUUCCGCAUGCAACAACAACAACUGCAGCAGCAGCAACAACAACAGCAACAGUUCCUCCAGCCACAUCAAAGACCCAUGCAUCCACACUAUCAGCAGCAGCAGCAACAACAACAACAACAACAACAACACUCUUUGGGCAAUAUUUACCAGCCGAUGUCGGUGGCCAGCGAAACAUAUCCGAGCAACUCGAGUAAUCGGUCCGCCUAUUCGGAGCAAUAUUACUAUGCCAAGGAGAAGAUACAUAUCACGGAGAACAAGUUGAGCGGCUGUCACACCUACGACACGGCUGGUGAGCAACACCGACAACAACAACAACAGCAACUGCAGCUACAACCUAUGCAGCAGCAAUUUAACGGUGUUGGCACGUUGCGCCGGCAACAUGGCACCGGUGCCGGCAGUGGACGCUUUAAGGUUAUCAUGCAGCAGCAACAACACCAGCAACAGCCCAACUUGAGCAUUGAGAAGCAGCAAGUGCAGAAAAUGAAUGCUUUGAACAACAACAAUAACCACAAUGGCAAUGGCGUUGGCCAUGAUAACGGCACCACAGAUUUGUCGAAAAAUUUGCUGGAUUUAGAUGCCGGCUCAUUCUGUUACAAUGGCCUCGCCGACUCCGGUUGCGGUGGCUCACCCUCACCCAUGGCCAUGCUGAUGUCACACGAGGACGAACAGGCACUGUACCACACGGCAGACGGUGACUUGGAUGGCGACAUGGAGCGUCUGUAUGUGAAGGUGGACGAACAACAGCCGCAGCAGCAUCAGCAGCAGCAUAAGCAACAGCAGCAACAACAGCAACACCUACUGCCUUUAACGCCCUCAAAUCAAGUGCAUCCCAGCGUGGCCAUCACACUCAGCGCCAACAACAGCGGCAACAGUUGGCGCACAACAAGUCAACAACAGCAGCAACAACAAACACAACAGCCAUUCGUGCGCGCCGCGUAUCGCGCCGGCAGCGGCAGCACUAACCUGAUGAUGACCAGCAGCAGCAGCAGCGCCGCCAAGAGCAACACCAGUAGCAUUGGUGGCAGCAGUUCGCUGAGUUCGUGUUCGGAGAGUGCGGAAGAACGUCAGCAACAACAACAUAAGAUGUUGCAAGGCGGUGAUUGUGACUUGAUUUAUGCGCCCAGCAGUGUGGCAAGUGAACGUAGCUUGUUGAGCAGCAGCGGCAGCGGUUGUGGCAGUGGCAGCGGUGGCAGCAUGUCGGCUCAUCCGCAAGGGCCGCUGGUGUGACCGGUAACGCAGUGCGUUAGCGUGA